AUUUAUCGGCAGCCAUCUUCUUGGGGGUGCUGGGAACCGGGAAGACCCCCCGAACCGUUCCCAUUCAGCUGCCCUUCGUCUUCGCUUUCUUUAGUUUUGCCUCUUCUGCGUUGCCAACCAGCACCUGGUCUCAAAGCUGAGAGAAAGCCCGCGUCUAGGAGCGUGUCGCGCUCUGGUCCAGGAAGAUUCGCUGGGGUGGAGAGAAGGGGGAGGGCCCGGGCAAACCGUUGCUGCCUCAGCCGGGGCCGGGGUUCGGGGAGGGGGAGCUCCUGGCACCCCGUGGACUCGCGGCCUGCAGCCGUCCCCCCGGAGCUGUUGGCCCAUCGGGGCUCGCGGGAGCCUGCCACCGGCGCCUCCCACCGCGGCCCACGCGGGCGGCGCGCGGAGGAGGGGGCGGGGGCAGCGGCGGCUGUAGCGGCCGCGACCUGGGCGGGCGGACUAGUGUGACGGGCCUCUGGGCCGCCGUGGAUGGUUUCUAAAAUGAUCAUUGAAAACUUCGAGGCCCUCAAGUCCUGGCUCAGCAAGACUCUCGAGCCCAUCUGUGAUGCAGAUCCAUCAGCCCUGGCAAAAUAUGUUCUCGCUUUGGUAAAGAAAGACAAAAGUGAAAAAGAAUUAAAGGCGUUAUGUAUUGAUCAACUGGAUGUAUUUCUUCAAAAAGAGACACAGAUAUUUGUGGAAAAACUUUUUGAUGCUGUGAAUACAAAGAGUUAUCUACCUCCUCCAGAGCAGCCAUCAUCAGGAAGCUUAAAGGUAGAAUUUUUUCAGCACCAAGAAAAAGAUAUAAAAAAAGAAGAGAUCACAAAAGAGGAAGAGCGAGAGAAGAAGUUUUCUAGAAGGCUAAAUCACAGUCCUCCUCAGUCAAGCUCCCGAUACAGAGAAAAUAGAAGUCGUGAUGAGAGGAAAAAAGAUGAUCGUUCUCGCAAAAGAGAUUAUGAUCGAAACCCUCCUCGAAGAGAUUCAUACAGAGACCGGUACAAUAGAAGGCGAGGGCGAAGUCGCAGUUACAGCAGGAGUCGGAGUCGAAGUUGGAGUAAAGAGAGGCUUCGUGACAGGGAUAGAGAUAGAAGCAGGACUAGAAGCAGAAGCAGGACCCGAAGCAGGGAAAGGGAUCUGGUAAAACCUAAAUAUGACCUGGAUAGAGCAGAUGCAUUAGAAAACAAUUAUACUCCAGUCUCUUCGGUACCUAAUAUUUCAUCUGGCCACUACCCUGUACCUACUUUGAGCAGCACUAUUACAGUAAUUGCUCCUACUCAUCAUGGUAAUAAUACUACCGAAAGUUGGUCUGAAUUUCAUGAAGACCAAGUGGACCAUAACUCGUAUGUAAGACCACCAAUGCCAAAGAAACGGUGUAGAGACUAUGAUGAAAAGGGUUUCUGUAUGAGAGGAGACAUGUGCCCUUUUGAUCAUGGAAGUGACCCGGUAGUUGUAGAAGAUGUCAAUCUUCCUGGUAUGCUGCCUUUCCCAGCACAGCCUCCUGUUGUUGAAGGACCACCUCCUCCUGGACUCCCUCCACCACCACCAAUUCUUACUCCCCCACCUGUGAAUCUGAGACCCCCAGUGCCACCGCCAGGCCCAUUACCACCCAGUCUACCACCUGUCACAGAUGAUAUUUCUUAUUCUUUGGUUUUGACAGGACCACCACCUCCACUUCCUCCUUUGCAACCAUCUGGCAUGGAUGCUCCCCCAAACUCUGCGACCAGCUCUGUUCCUACUGUGGUAACAACUGGCAUCCAUCACCAGCCUCCUCCUGCUCCACCCUCUCUUUUUACUGCAGUUUUUGUAUUACCAGAUACAUACGACACAGAUGGCUACAAUCCUGAAGCCCCAAGCAUAACAAACACUUCCAGACCAAUGUAUCGACACAGAGUGCAUGCGCAAAGGCCUAACUUGAUAGGCCUAACAUCAGGGGAUAUGGAUUUGCCACCCAGAGAAAAGCCUCCUAAUAAAAGCAGUAUGAGGAUAGUAGUGGAUUCAGAGUCAAGGAAAAGAACCAUUGGUUCUGGGGAGCCUGGAGUUCCUACAAAGAAGACUUGGUUUGAUAAACCAAAUUUUAAUAGAACAAACAGCCCAGGCUUCCAGAAAAAGGUUCAGUUUGGAAAUGAAAAUACCAAACUUGAACUUAGAAAAGUUCCUCCAGAAUUAAAUAAUAUCAGCAAACUUAAUGAGCAUUUUAGUCGAUUUGGAACCUUGGUUAACUUACAGGUUGCCUAUAAUGGUGAUCCUGAAGGUGCCCUUAUCCAAUUUGCAACAUAUGAAGAAGCAAAGAAAGCAAUAUCAAGUACAGAAGCAGUGCUAAAUAAUCGCUUUAUUAAGGUUUAUUGGCACAGAGAAGGAAGCACCCAGCAGUUACAAACUACUUCUCCAAAAGUAAUGCAGCCUUUAGUCCAGCAGCCCAUUUUGCCUGUUGUGAAGCAGUCAGUCAAAGAGCGGUUGGGUCCGGUACCUUCAAGUACUGUUGAACCAGUAGAAGCCCAGAGUGCCAGUUCAGAACUUCCUCAGAAUGUAACUAAGUUAUCUGUGAAGGACAGGUUGGGUUUUGUAUCAAAGCCAUCUGUUUCAGCAACUGAAAAGGUGUUGUCUACAUCUACUGGCCUAACAAAAACGGUGUAUAAUCCAGCUGCUUUGAAGGCUGCACAAAAAACCUUACUUGUUUCCACCUCUGCAGUUGAUAAUAAUGAAGCACAGAAAAAAAAACAGGAGGCACUGAAACUUCAGCAGGAUGUAAGGAAAAGAAAACAAGAAAUUUUAGAAAAGCACAUUGAAACACAGAAGAUGUUAAUUUCAAAAUUGGAGAAAAACAAAGCAAUGAAGUCUGAAGAUAAAGCAGAAAUAAUGAAAACUUUAGAGGUUUUGACAAAAAAUAUUACCAAGUUGAAAGAUGAGGUCAAAGCUGCUUCUCCUGGACGCUGUCUUCCAAAAAGUAUAAAAACCAAGACUCAGAUGCAGAAAGAAUUACUUGACACAGAACUGGAUUUAUAUAAGAAGAUGCAAGCUGGAGAAGAAGUCACUGAACUUAGGAGAAAGUAUACCGAAUUACAGCUGGAGGCUGCGAAACGGGGGAUUCUUUCAUCUGGUCGUGGUAGAGGAAUUCAUUCAAGAGGUCGAGGGGCAGCUCACAGCCGAGGCAGGGGUCGAGGUCGAGGUCGAGGUGUGCCUGGUCAUGCUGUGGUGGAUCACCGUCCCAGGGCAUUGGAGAUUUCUGCAUUUACAGAGAGUGAUAGAGAAGAUCUUCUUCCUCAUUUUGCGCAAUAUGGUGAAAUUGAAGAUUGUCAGAUUGAUGACUCUUCACUUCAUGCAGUAAUUACAUUCAAGACGCGUGCAGAAGCUGAAGCAGCUGCAGUUCAUGGAGCUCGUUUCAAAGGGCAGGAUCUAAAACUGGCUUGGAAUAAACCAAUAACUAAUAUUUCAGCUGUUGAAACAGAAGAAGUUGAACCUGAUGAAGAGGAAUUUCAGGAAGAGUCUUUGGUGGAUGACUCAUUACUUCAAGAUGAUGAUGAAGAAGAAGAGGACAAUGAAUCUCGCUCUUGGAGAAGAUGAUUUGGCUGAUCAUUGAUCUGCAUAUGAUAGAACUCUACCUGUGUUUCAUUAGUAUUAUCUAAUGUACUUUUACAUAUUUGUAAAAACAAUUUUUGGUAAAAUGUGAUGAAGAUGGAUUUCACAAAUAGACAAAAGAGAAGAAAACUACCUUCUGAAUCCUGUAUUUUGAAAGAUUGAUGUUUGAGUUUUAUUUCAGUAAACAAUUGGUAAAGACAUCACACUAGAAACAUAUGCAAUGUUUUUAUUACAUACUUCUACUGAACAUUACAGAAUUCUUUGGGUUCUUUGUAAUUUAAUGAAUAGGUCUGAAGACUUAAUGACCAAUACUUGUUAUAACUUAGAGGAUUUUGUUUUACUCCAAAUAAGGAAUGAAUUUGCAUUUAAAAUCUUAAUGAAUGUUUUCAAAAAUGAGUAGGUAACAUAGUACUCUAACUAAAGUCUCCAAGUUAUGUAUUCAUAAUAUUACAUAGUAGUAUGCUUAGGCUUUACUAUGUAUUAGCCUUUUGUUGGAAUUGUGUAUGUAUUUUACCAUAUGGGUUUUAAUGAUAACGGUGUAUGACUGCUUUGCAUUUGAGUCCUUAUGCAUUCAGAUGUUAAAAAUAAAGUGGAAUGGUCUCUUGAAAAGAAAAGAAAAGAAAAAAAGCAAUGACAAAAAAAAAAAAGACAAUGUUCCUUGAUUUAAAAAAAGAAAAAAAAAAAGAAAAGAAAAAAAAGUUAAAAUAAAUAGACCAUUCCAGAUGGUGAUCUACCCUUCCCCCCAAUAAUCACAAAAGGAGCUAUAAUCACUAACUUAUUCUUAAUAAUAAUGGUUACCAGUACCUUUACAAUAAUGUUCAAUCCAUUGUUUAAAAUUUAUACCACUUCAGUUUGGUUUGAUCCUAUAAACUUUCAACAGAUGUCUUAAAUUAAAAGCAGGCUGAUUAGUUUGGAACCAGACUUCAAGUAGAGCUAACAUUUGGUGAAUAAGAAAACAUCACAUUACAUUUUGGAUGUAUGAAAGAAAACUUGACCAUUUGAAGAUAUAUGAAUAAAGAAAUGUACUAUAGAUACUACUUUAGGAAAACACUGUUUGUAGUCGUGAAAGAUGCCAAAUUGGCAGAGGCUCACGUUUCUUCUCUUUACACCAAACAGCAGAGAGAGAUCAUCAUUGCCUGAAUUUAGCUUUGUGACUACAACAGCAAGACCUGUUCCUGUCUGGAGACGACUGUUAUAAUAAUAUGAUACUAUCGUUUUAUGUUUGCUCUUUAUCAUUUUGAAUAGAUGUUUACAUGUACCAUAAUUAGCAUUUUAUCUUUACAGUUCUUUUAGGGUACAUCUGAGUCCAGAAGUAAAUCUGAUUGUGUGCUUUGUCUGACCUUAUUCUUAAAUGUUUUCUCCCCUUUAUAGCCAUUUAUUUUUAAACAGUCUAAGAAGGGAAAAAAAGAAAAUCCUCUUGGUUUUCCUAACCUGAGAUAAGUUUUCAGUCUCAGCCAAAUUGAAAUUGUGUCUAGGAAGUCUAUAAAGCCAUGAUACUGUGUUCAUUAGCAUGAACAAUUUAGAAUGAUGAAAAUGAUUAAAAAGUUAAACCUUGGUUUGGCUUUAAUUUUCCUGGGUUUUUAGGAUACAUUUCUGGAGUUAGGAUAGUCACUUAAAAUAAUUUUGAACAAUUAGUAAAAUACUUUUUUCACAUGGUGAUAACUUGCCUGUUUCUUCUAAAUAUACUUAUUGAAGUCACUGCCAAGGCCACUUACCCAAAUAAUUUUUUAAAAAUUCUUAACUCUUCAAAAUAAACAAGGAAAAUAAUUUUCUUUCUUUUCAAGUAGUAUAAAAUGAUCUGUGGAUUAUAAAUAUUGAGAAAUAUCUAUUAAAUGUCAAAUUUACACAGUUUUUCCUUAUUUUCCUCAGUUGCAACCAAGAUAUCAAAGACAAUUUUAAAAGCAAGGGGAAAUAGUGUUGUGUGUCUAGCAUUGUUAAAACUAUAGUUUUCCUGCCUUAAAAGGUGUAUGUCUAUACUAUUUAUUUAUAAGCAAUAUGGCUUGGAAUUAUUUAUAGAGAGCAUGAUUAAAUUUUAUUCUAAUAUUCACCCAAAAUACCUUUUCAUAAUGGGCACCAUAAAGUUUUCAGAAAAUUAAUUUCUUAGUAUUCCUUCAUAGAUUCUCAUUAGCAUUUGAGAAGUCGGAAGUUACACUUGAUAGCAACUCUUAUUACAAAAGUCCAAAUUAUACUUGAUUCUUUUCUCCCUUGUUUUGUUUUUUUUUUUUAGUUCCAUUCAGCCAUGCUCAUGUUUUCACCUUUUUGUGCAAAGUUAACUAUUCUGCAAGCACUUUUUCUUGAGUAUGAAUUGCAUUUGUCUUCAUGAAAAAAAGAAUGAACCUGUCAGACAUAAUAUAAGUUAUCUAUUUUGAUCCAUGUUAGUUGGAGACAGCAUGGUUAAUGAAGGCUUAGUUUAAAGGAAGGUCUUCUUUACAUAAUUAUGACCUUAUAGCCUACAGGGCAUUUUAAAAAUUGGACUUCUCUUUUAGUUCACAUUUGCGAACAAACAUAUAGCUGCUGGGAGUUCACAAAUAUUUUCCCAGAUUAGUUCAGUAGUUUUUUCUUUUUAAGGAAAGAUUCUCUGCCUGUGUAAUAGAAUAGUUCUAACCUGCUGGGCUAAAAACCCAAAAACAUUCUCUGAAGGGACCAUACUUGCUGUUAACAGUUUUGGUUGGUUAAUAGAUGUGGAUCAUAUCCCACCACUCUCAAUUUUAUUUUGUCAUCUCCCCCCCCCUUGCUUUUAAAUUAGAAACAAAAUAAAUUGAACAUGCCAUUGGGAAUCAGAAGUCGAGAUGAUUUAAUUCUCAUUGAGAUCAUUGUACUUUCUGAAAAUUGCUGUGAGAUCUGGUUGGUCAGGUACAUAUUUGAGUUCCCAUAUGUUUAUUAAUUAAAAAUAGGGAUUUUCAUUAUUUCAUUUUCCUGAAGAGGAUUCUUAUGGAGCUAUGUGUAGAUAACUGUACAGAAUCACUUUUGUGUAACUGAGUGAAGCAGUUUACGUCUGCAUGAUUGCAUUAUGGAAGCCUUUUAUAUAUCUUUAUAUUUUUCAAUAUACUUAGAUUUUACACUAUCAGCUGCCCUAGUCAUGCUAUAUUUGUUUUUUUUUAAUAGAGUUUAUAAAUAUUUGUGCUCAAAAUACAGAUCAAUUGAAUAUUUUUGGUCUUGUUUACAAGAUAAAUAAUACUUUAAAGUGAUGCAGCCCCUCAAGUGUCUUAGGAAAAAGUCAUUGGUGCUACAAAACCUUUCAAUAUCAUUUUUCAACCUGUUAUCUAGACUUUACUAGGCUUAAAUCUAUGAUUGCUUAUAACUUAAUCUAAUCUAGUAGCAUAAUUAUAAAAGUGGUCUGCGGUGAGUCGGGUAAAGAUCCCAGCCAAUUAGAAACAUCCCAUAAUUUAAAGAUAAGAUGGAGAAUGCCAUUAUACUAAUUUGUGUCCAGCUUCCCCAAAAGAAAAGUUUCUUCAGUUUUUCAUUAGCUCUUUUGAGAAAAGGAGUGGUGUGUUAAUAUGACUAGAAUAAAGAAAAUGAUACAUUCAGCAUGGCUCAGUUUUCCCAGAUUUCAAAUGGAAAACUUUUCUAGUCCUAAAAUAUGGUAUAAUCCUAUUCUGCUUUAAAUUCCCAUCUGUCUUUUACUCAACAGGAGGCAGGGUAAUUCUUAAAUAUUUAUAGAACAUUUGAUGAGUUCUAAAGAGAUGUAUUAUUUACAUUGUACAAGUUUUGUGUUGAUGUGCAGAUUGUUUUCUACAUCUGCAAGACUUCAUUCCAGCACCUUAGUGAAUGUUCUUAAGAUACAAUUUUUAAGUAUCAGCAAAGCAUUCAUAGAUGUUUACUUUUGAUUCUCAGAAUCCUGAACCUGUUUUGGGUAUGAUGUUACUUCACAACAUGUCUGGCACAAGAUUUCCUUUAAUAGUAGUUUAGUCUAACUCAAUUUCUGUGGAUUGUUGAACCGAAAAACACCAAAGGAGUUCUUUCUUGUCUGGAGACUGGAUUGUUCCAGUUUUUAAUACCUGUGCCCAUAAGUAUCCCAUUUCACGAAUGUGUGUUGGCAUGGGGGAAAAAUUCCCUGCUCUUUGAGUGGAGCGAAACUAAUUGGUUAAGCUGUAGCAGCUUUUUUUGUUUAUUUUUUAAAGUGAUAAUAAAACUUGAACUGAAAAUGGUAAAACUUGAACUAGAAAACUACUCUUGUAUGCUUAGAAUGUUUAUAGUAUUACGUGUUUAUG
Molecule: messenger RNA, 7763 nt
Organism: Mesoplodon densirostris (Blainville's beaked whale)
Lineage: Eukaryota; Metazoa; Chordata; Mammalia; Artiodactyla; Ziphiidae
Gene: RBM26
Product: RNA binding motif protein 26
Exons: 24
Coding region: 469-3537 (1022 amino acids)
Biological process (GO): mRNA processing
Cellular component (GO): nucleus
Molecular function (GO): metal ion binding; RNA binding
Source: RefSeq, a predicted model, not a curated record